CCGUGAGGGCUCACCGCCGCGAUGCCGCUGGUGAAGAGGAGCAUCGAGCCCCGGCACCUGUGCCGGGGGGCUCUGCCCGAGGGGGUGACGAGCGAGCUCGAGUGCGUCACCAACAGCACGCUGGCCGCCAUCAUCAAGCAGCUGGGCAGCCUCAGCAGGCACGCUGAGGACAUCUUUGGGGAGCUCUUCAAUGAAGCCAACAGUUUCUACAUGCGGAUGAACUCGCUGCAGGAGAGGGUGGAUCUGCUGGUGAUCAAGGUGACACAGCUGGACUCCACCGUGGAGGAAGUUUCACUGCAAGACAUCAACAUGCGCAAAGCAUUCAAGAGCUCCACAGUGCAGAACCAGCAGGUCGUGUCUCGCAACUCCAUCCCCAACCCAGUGAUGGAGAUGUAUCAGCGGUGCGACAAACCCCCGCCGCUCAACAUCCUCACACCUUACAGGGAUGACAAGAAGGAUGGCCUCAAAUUCUAUACUGACCCCUCCUAUUUCUUCAACUUAUGGAAAGAGAAGAUGUUGCAGGCAACUGAAGAUAAGAGAAAGGAGAAGCGCAGACAGAAGGAACAGCGGUUAGUAGAAGAUUCCACCCGGGAGGUGAAGAAAGUGAGGAAAGCCCGUAACCGGCGCCUGGAGUGGAACAUGAUGGCGUAUGAUAAAGAGUUUCGACCGGAUAACAGGUUCUCACCAUCCCCAUAUCACAUGGCCUCAUCGGAAGGAUCACUGUCCCCAGAUAAUAGAUCUUAUGCGUCCGAUGCUGCCGAUCACUCAUAUCCCGCCAGCCCUAACCACCCCGCGCAGCAGAUGCUCGCCCCGGCGUCCCACCUGGCGGCAGACACCAAGGAGGCUGCCCUCGUGGCUAACCAGACCCAGGAGCAUGUCUACAGACCCUCAGCGGCGGGAAGCCGCCAGAACAGCCUCAAUCGUAUCCAGCAGCCCCAUGUGCCGCAGCCUCCGGAAGCUAUAUUAAACGGACCAAGGCCUCACUUAGUCAAGGAUUAUGGGCCACCGGGCCCCCCUGCUGUGGUCGCCUCGCCAGCCCACUCGGCUUCGCCCCCGGCCGUCACCGUGGAGCCCCGGAAAGCCCAGAUCCCGCUGAUCCCCAUGAGCGACGCCAGGAGCGACCUGCUUGCUGCCAUUCGCAGGGGAAUUCAGCUCCGGAAAGUCCAGGAGCAGUGGGAGCAAGAGGCCAAGAAAGAGCCUGUGGGCAAUGAUGUGGCUACGAUCCUCUCCCGACGGAUCGCAGUGGAGUACAGUGAGUCCGAUGAUGACUCAGAACUGGACGAUAACGAGUGGUCUGAUUGAGAGAGCCUGGGAUGCUGUGUUGGAUGGUAGCUCCUCCACUCUAUGCACCAAUUUUCCACACCAGGUGCGUAUAGACGCCUUCCUCAAAAGUCAAUGCCAACCAUGGUCUGCAAUUAGCCCCACUUAUUCAGGAGCUUUGCUUUUACACUAUGUCAAAAAAAAAAUCUGGCAGCAUUACCGCUGGAGGAUAUGUAUUGGUAGGAUACACUUCUGAGGCAAUGGUAACAAUUAGCAAUUAGCAGCACCUUCAUGUUUAGCAACGUUGAAAACACUAUGAAGCCCCAGUAAAUAGAAUUACUCAGAUUUACACCUGUGUAAGCAAGGUCAGAGGCUGGCCUGCAAUAUCUUUUUUA
This is a messenger RNA of Tinamus guttatus (white-throated tinamou), 1655 nucleotides long. Lineage: Eukaryota; Metazoa; Chordata; Aves; Tinamiformes; Tinamidae. The record is from RefSeq and is a predicted model, not a curated record.